Molecule: messenger RNA, 5484 nt
Organism: Cladocopium goreaui
Lineage: Eukaryota; Dinophyceae; Suessiales; Symbiodiniaceae
Source: the annotation of a GenBank genome assembly
AUGUCCCUGGAUUCGAAGGAUUCGUUCAAAGACCUGCAAUUCAAUGGUCAGCCGUCAGGAUACAGAGAUUUCCGAAGGAAAACGCUGUUAGCUGUGGCAAGCAUGGAAGACAAGCAUGCACAUCUAGCUGGACCUAGGUUGCUGUCGCGACUAUCUGGUGAGGCUUGGCGUGCUACUGAGCACUUGCCAAUCAACAAACUGCGUAGCUCUGAAGGAUGGUUAGAAGUGAUUAAAGCCUUAGAUAAUCACUACCGAUACCUGCCGGAGACAGAAUUGCAUGAAGCCAUCGAAGAGUUCCUCUUUCAGUUGAAGAGACGCCAUCAUGAAGGUGCCACUUCAUUCUCAUCAAGGUUCAGAACUCAGCUGGAUCGUGUGCAGACCUUGAUUGCACAGGAAAGAGAAGUUGUGAGAAGUAAACGUAGGAAGAAGGAACCUCUGAAAAGCACAGCCUCCAGUAGUUUGGAGGAGACCAGUGAAGAUGAAGAUGAUGGUGCUGGAUCGUAUGGAACAGCCCGUGCUCCAUCCCGUGCUCCAUCAGGUCCCUUAGGAUCACCAUCAGCCGAGCCUGUAAGGGCAUCUACUGCAGAAGCUGCUGGAGAACCAGCCGCACCAUCAGGUACACCACAGCCUGACCCUGCAACUGCUCCAGAAGGUAGUGUUGAUGGAGAUGGCGCCAAGUCAAAAGCAUCAGCAUCAAUUGCAGGAUCGAGAAUUGGUACGAAACGUCGUCAUGAGACACAUUCACGUGGCACAUUUGAGGAAGAUCAUGCACUUGGACUUCGGAAAAUGCAACAUAUGCUGGGAACCUUAGAACCUGGUAAGCUGAAGCCGACUCCAAUUUUUCCCCAAAGUGUGCUUGGACAUUUGUACAUGCGCAAAUAUGGCUUGUCCAGAGAGCAGAGAGCACAGAUCAUCCGGGCCACCAAUGGCUCUUCACGUUUUGUGGACGUUGAGCGCAUCAUGCGCGCCUCUGAUCUGGAAGAAACAAAAGAUGAUCGCCGUGUUCAAAAGACUGGUAGACGUGAUGCCUAUGCAGUUUCUGCCAAGCGUCACAAACAACAAGUGUUUCUGGCCGACGAUGAUGAGUCAUCGGAAUUGGUAGAUUUCGAAAAUGAGUCCAGUGAAACAGGUGAUGAUGAAGUUCUGGCCGCAGCACAUGAGGAUGAAGAUGAUUCCGAAAACGAUGAAGCUAUAGAAAUCCUGGAAAUGCACAAAAAGACCAAAGACAAGUUCCGAAAAGCAUUUCGUUCAUACAAGGAUUCUAGAAAGAAAGUGAAGGAGAUUCGUAAAAGCCGCCAGACAUAUUACCCUGUUGUUGCACUGAAUCAGCAGUCUUCAGAUGCCACUGGAUCAUCUGCACAAGUUCCUUUGCAGAAGCAGCAGUUCAAGUAUGACCGCAAGAACACUGCAGCUGCCAAGGGGAAUCCCAAACGAAAGCCUGAGAAGGGUGCUCGUAAGGAGGAAGCCAAUUUUACUGAAACAUCCUUUAUCACGGAGUUCAACUACAUGGUGGAAGUCAAUACAACGGUUUUAUCUGAGGAAAUUCUGUUGACAAGUAUUCCCAUGGGUUUUGCUAUUGUUGAUACUGGUUGUACAACUUCGGUGAUUGGUCAAGAAUGUGCAGAACGUAUGAUUGAAUUUCUCAAACAGCAUCAACUCCCUCUUCCUGAAGAGAAGACCUUGCCGCCUGUGGAGCUGAAGGGUUUUUCUGGAGAAGCUACCACCACCACCAAGGGUCUGUUGCCUCAAGAUUGGAGUCCUGAAGAAGUUCAUUUAGAAGAAGUAGAAUCCGAUGUGUGCCAACCCAAUCAUGAGCCCAAUCAACCGCCAACUGCUACCGCUGCCCGCAUUGAGCCAGCAGUCAUCGACGAUGAGGACAGCUGCUCUGACCAAAAUCCAUCAAAUAGUGAGCCAGGUGCCGAUCGACGAGGAGUACAGCAAACCAACCUAGCCUUGUUUGCAUAUCGUGAGUCGCCAGCUGAAACAGCCGUUCCUAUCCCAAAUGAGGAUCAUCCAUGCAUUGAACCGGAUACAGUGGAACGAGACUUGCGUGCCUGGUUAGGACCCCAAGCCCAUAAGUUGAAGCAGCCUGUCCAUAUGAUCGAGGUGUUCACCGAUGUUGCACCAUUGGCAUCCCAGUUAGAACUUGAGUCAGGUCAAACUGUGAUCAGAAUUGGCAUUCACCAUGGCCAAAACCUCGACCGCCUCAAAGACAGACAGCUCCUUCUGUGCUUGAUUGCUUUGACGCGGCCCCGUCACAUUUGGUACAGUUGGCCUUGUGGAGACUGGGGACCAUGGAGUAGGUUCAACAUGAGUAAAAGCCCAAAAUUGAGAGAUGAAAUCAUGAGCCGUAGACAGCACCACCGUAGGUAUCUCCGCACUGUUGCAGAAGCCUGGAAUCUUCAAAACAUUCUAGGAGGUUUCAACCAUGCAGAAAAUCCACUUAGUUCCGAUGCCUGGCAAGAGCUCGAUCUAGGUGAAGUUUUCGACAUCCGUGUAGAUCAAUGUGCAAUGGGUCUCAGGUGUCCGAAGACAAAUCGUCCAGUGUUGAAACCCACCAGGAUUGUGACUACUUCACCACACCUUGCAAGAACUCUUCAAAAGUGUAGAUGUGAUCAUAAACAUGAACAUGCUCACUUAGAGGGUCGCUAUAAAGGUAGGAAUUUGUCAUCCUGGGCCGAAGUUUAUCCAAAGAAGUUUUGUAGGAUUGUUGCCAGAGCCUUGAAUCAGGAGUCCCUGCAGUCAAAUCCACCGGACAAUCAUUGGUCCGACGAGCUGUUUGCAGCCGAAGCAUCCGAGCAAGAGAUAGCACCUGAGUCGGAGGGCGACCAGUCCGAUGUUCCAAUAGAGAAAGCCAAAGCCAUUGUUGCCAAGCUUCAUGUUAACACAGGACAUGCGUCCCCCGAACAGAUGAUGCGCCUUGCAAAUAGAUGCCAGUCCUCCGAGACCAUAAAACAGGUCAUCCGGAACUUCACAUGCUCCGUAUGCGACGAACUCAAGGUUCCUGUCUUGCAUAGGAAGGUCACAGUUCCACAUGCUGAACGUCCAAAUCAGAUUGUUGGUGUUGACUUUGUGCAAGUCGAAAUGAGACGAGAAGGUCCUGAUGGGAACCUGCAUGAAGAGAAGUUCAACGUUGCAACCUGUGUUUGCAUGGCCACCGAUUUCUGUCAACAAGUGAUCGUGCCUCCAGGAAAGAAUGCCUUGUCCAAAGCUUUUCACAACGCAUGGACACGUGCCUAUGGUAAGCCAGACAUUGUGUACAUGGACCCAACACAAAUCACCUUGUCGAAAGAUUUCCAAAGUUAUCUUGCUCACCAUGAUAUAAAGCUGUUGCAUUGCGCUGCAGAGGCACACUGGCAACUUGGUAGAUUAGAGAUCGCCAACCGUGUCCUGAGAGGCAUGGCACAAAAAUGCUGGAGAACCACAUCCAGGCCAGCCGAUGAAGUGAUUGAAACUUGUGCAUCCAUCCGGAAUCAACACAUGCGUAAGAAUGGUUUUUCACCUUGCCAAUGGUUCCUUGGUCACGAUGUCAAAACGCCUGGUUGGUUGGGUGAUGUCUCCGAGCAGAGAAAUUUUCCAGUGCAGUCUCAAAUCCUUUCCGAUGAAACUUUUGCGGACCGAAUGCGACUUCGUGAAGAAGCUGCAAGAGCCUUCAUAGAAGAACAUGCAAAAGACUCAUGGAGACGUGCCAUCAUGGGUAGAAACAGGCCUAUGCGUGGUCCCUAUAGAGCUGGACAACUGGUAUAUUUCUAUCGUAAAAGGGGUGCUGGUCAGUUGAGAACACGUUUUGGUGUUUGGCAGGGUCCGGGUAGAAUUGUAGGUGUUGAAAGUUCCCAAGGUCACCAUGUUCCGAGAAUAGUUUGGGUAUCUUACAACGGUUUCCUAUACAAAUGUGCACCGGAAUCCUUGAGACCAGUCCCAGAAGAUGAAGACACCUUCCGACAAUUGGCAAGGGAUCUUGCAGAAGGCAAACUCCAUCCUGAUGUCAUCGAAGCCGAACAGGUAGCUCUCAAGAAUGCUGGAUCUUUCCAAGAUCUGACAGAUGACAUGCCAGUUGAGGAUGACAUGGAACUCGCCUCUGACCUUGAUGAUGAACCCGACAAUGCUGAUCACAAAGGGGAAAAGCGUCAUUUAGAGGGCGAGGAGCCAAUUCGUAGGGUGUCCCAACGUUUUUAUCGUUCACCUGAAUAUUGGAAAAAGCGUGCAGCAGGUGCACCACCUUUAGGAUCCCGUCAAGAGGGUGUAAUGCCUGACAUGAUAAUCCCAGGGGAUGAGCCUAGUUCUAAGAGGGUAAGAAUAGAUGAUCAACCCCAAGAACAAGAGUAUGAGCCAUCUGAACCAUAUGAGCCAUCCGUUGCUCCAGAUCCGCCUGAUGAUGACAUGUCAGAACAGAUCGAAGAUCCACAACCUGUGCCAGUGGAGACAACCGAUUCUCCAAUGCCUGAGCCGCCUGCAGCAAUGGAAUCCACUGAAACAACCACAGUGCCUGAGGAUGCACCUCCACACAUUCAGAGUGAUGAUGAAGGACUGAUUGCUGAAUCCAAUCCAAUCAAAUCAGCCGAGGUAUCAUUGCGUAAGCUCAGUAAGGAAGACAGAGCUCUUUUUGAAAAAGCUAUGCAAAAAGAAUGGCAAUCCUGGGUUGAAAAUCGAGUCAUGUCCUUGUGCAAAAAGCGUGGUGUUGACCCCGAAAAGAUCAAGCAGUGGAUGUCAUUGACGGACGAUGACGUUUACCGCCUUGAAAAGGCUGCCUAUGGUCUUGCCGAGGACCCACAAACCUACAGCAUUGAAAUUGGCCAGGAAAGCUACAUCGACUCCUUAGUCGCAAUGGCUUCAGGUUUGCUCUUGCGCGCCGUCAAACAUGGACAAAGUCACUACAUCAUGAACACAAUCCGUGGUGCUCCGAAUUCGAAAGCUUACUGGGUGGGAGGAUCAACUGUCCUUCAAGACCUUCACAGUGCAGUCAUGCCGAAUCUGCCAGGUCCCUCCUCUAUGAGUGAUGCCUCCAAGCGCCGCUUAUCAGAAGAUGAUGAUGAAGCUGCAUCUUGGGACAAGGUGUCCGCCAGCCGUGAGGAACUCAGCGAAGCUGCAUUCAUGGACAAGCUGUCGUAUGGAGAUAGCAAUGUUCCAGCACCGUGGAUGGAAAGCCGCAGUCCGCACCUCCGUGCCAUGGAUGAAGUCCGUGAGGACAUCCGCAUUCCAUUUCCCAGCGACAUUGAAAGUGUCGAAAUCUGGGGCAAGUGCUUUUGUGAAACUGAUAAGUAUAAAGAAGAGAAUUUGAAAUAUGAUCAGCUAGUGCAGCGUGCCAAGCAUGAUGCCGAUUGUAAGAAGUACUUGAAAUGGCUUGUUGAUAAAUAUGGUUUUAAGCCAGGUGUGACACCAUCCGAUGAGAAGAUUACUCCAGGUAAGGAUCUGGCACGAUUCUUGCAGCGCUCAGGAUGGAAAGCUUUCAACUCAGACGUGGCAUUUACCCGUCGCUUUGCAUGA